GUGGAAGGCCGGCGUGCGAGCCGUGAGGGGUGUGCGCGCGUGAGCCGGAGCGGGGCUCGCCCCUCGCCGGCGCCCGCCGCCCAGCCGGUGAUUGCUCUCUGGCUGUCCCCGGCACCUCGGCCCCCACGGCCGUUGGUCCGGGCGGGUGAGGGAGAAAGUGAGACUUGGUGUCAUCACCAUCCAUUGUCAGAAGGGGAGGAAAUUGGAAUCCAGCAGCGGCGAGCAGCAGCUGGGCGGUCACAUCUGGGAAUGCAAAGCCGACCUCCCCCUCCUCCUCCUCCUCCCCCUCCUCCUCCUCCUCUUCUCUCACCCAGGAUCACUUCCGAAACCACUUCGCCUUCAGCCCCUGCCUCGGCCAGAGGUUUCAUUUUUAACUGAAUAUUUACGAAAGCUGGAAGCGUGCGAGGGGGGUGGGGUGGGGUGGAAAUAGCGGCUGCUUCUUUUCCAGGGAUUUAUUUAAUGGGGAUGUGUUCAAGGCAAGAGCGAAUUCAGAAGGAUAUCGACGUCGUGAUCCAGAAGUCCAGAGCUGAGAAGGACUGCCUGUUUGCAGAUUUCAGAUACUCUGACUCCACCUUUACUUUUACCUACGUUGGCGGCCCCAGAAGGAAUUCAGAGCUUGCUCCAGGGAUGUGAGGACAAAAGAUGAGUAUGACUUUUAAAAGGAAUUCAGAACUUGCUCUAGAUUUUGCUUUCUUCUCAUGUCCACCUUCUUUCACUUUCACUUAUGCUUCUUGACAAUAUUUUCUGCCUGCUACAUGGCAUUUAUUAUGUACAGCACAUACUAACAGUACUCUGCAAUCUACUUAAGCUUUGUUCUUUCCACGUUUUUUUGGUACUACUCAUUAGAUCCUUGAGCCAAUCAUCCAUGUCUGUUUGUACUAGAUUGUUUCCCUUAGAACUCUGCAAGUCACAAAGUGAAACUGAUUAGGAUUUUACAGUCCUGGUGAUUUUCCUUCUGGUAUACCACUGAGAAAAUGCUGUCGCACAAGGGGCUGAUGAAUCAUUUUGCAGGAUUUCUGUUUGCUAUUUUCUAUUUGAAAAAUUAGUGUAUCCUACUCAGUACAUGUAUCUGAAGAUUACCCAGCUAUUGUGAAUACUGCCACAAUGCACAUGGUGGUGGAGAUAUUGCUUCAAGAUCCUGGUUCCGUUUCCUGUGGAUCUCAAAAGGAUUGCUGAAAUGGAUAAUACAUAUGUGUCAAGUUCAGAGAAUGAUGAAGAUGUGCUAGUUACUACAGAGCCAAUACCAGUAAUUUUUCAUAGAAUAGCAACAGAAUUAAGAAAAACAAAUGACAUUAACUGUUGCUUAUCCAUAAAAUCCAAAUUACAAAAGGAAAAUGGGGAGGAAUCAAGACAGAAUAGUACAGUGGAGGAAGAUUCUGAAGGUGACAAUGAUUCCGAAGAAUUUUAUUACGGAGGGCAGGUGAACUAUGAUGGGGAACUGCACAAGCACCCACAACUGGAAGCUGAUUUGUCAGCAGUUAGAGAGAUAUAUGGGCCACAUGCAGUUUCUCUCAGGGAAUAUGGAGCCAUUGAUGAUGUAGAUAUUGAUCUGCAUAUCGAUGUUAGCUUUCUUGAUGAGGAGAUUGCUGUGGCUUGGGAAGUAAUUCGAACAGAACCUAUAAUUGUUCGACUACACUGUUCACUUACACAGUAUUUAAAUGGCCCAGUGCCCACUGUUGAUGUCUUUCAGAUUUCCACAAAAGAGCGAUUUGGAUUGGGACAUCAGCUGAAAAAAAUCAUGCAGACAUUUGUUACACAGCAGUGGAAACAGAGCAAAGAAAAAUCCAAUUGCCUGCACAAUAAAAAGUUGUCAGAGAAGAAAGUGAAGUCUCCCCUGCAUUUAUUUUCUACUUUGCGCAGGUCGCCAAGUUAUCCUCCCCCUGGUUGUGGCAAAAGCAAAUCCAAACUGAAAUCUGAGCAGGACGGAAUCUCCAAAACGCAUAAGCUGCUGCGGAGGACUUGUUCCAGCACAGUCAAGACUGAUGAUGUGUGUGUCACAAAGUCACACAGGACCUUUGGCCGCUCCUUGUCCAGCGAUCCCAGGGCGGAGCAGGCUAUGACAGCAAUUAAAUCGCACAAACUUUUGAACCGUCCUUGCCCUGCAGCUGUUAAGUCAGAGGAAUGCCUAACUCUAAAGUCGCAUAGACUAUUGACUCGAUCUUGUUCUGGAGAUCCACGAUGUGAGCACAACACAAACUUGAAGCCCCAUAAACUGUUAAGCAGGUCUUACUCUAGUAAUCUCAGAAUGGAAGAAUUAUAUGGACUGAAAAAUCACAAAUUGCUCAGCAAGUCCUACUCCAGUGCCCCCAAGUCAUCCAAAACUGAGCUUUUCAAGGAACCUAACGCAGAGGGCAGGAGGCUCUCUCUUACCUCAGGGCUUAUUGGUAUCCUAACACCAUCUUCAUCUUCAUCUUCUCAGCUUGCUCCAAAUGGUGCAAAAUGCAUUCCAGUACGAGACCGUGGCUUCCUGGUGCAGACAAUUGAGUUUGCUGAACAGCGGAUCCCUGUAUUAAAUGAAUAUUGUGUGGUUUGUGAUGAGCCACAUGUGUUUCAAAAUGGCCCUAUGCUUAGGCCUACCGUAUGUGAACGGGAGCUGUGUGUGUUUGCUUUUCAAACCCUGGGAGUAAUGAAUGAAGCUGCUGAUGAAAUAGCAACUGGAGCUCAGGUGGUAGAUCUACUAGUAUCCAUGUGUAGGUCUGCGUUGGAAUCUCCUAGAAAAGUUGUGAUUUUCGAGCCAUAUCCUUCUGUGGUAGAUCCUAAUGAUCCUCAGAUGUUGGCCUUCAACCCCAGGAAAAAGAACUAUGAUCGAGUAAUGAAAGCACUGGAUAGCAUAACUUCUAUCAGAGAAAUGACACAAGCACCAUAUCUGGAAAUCAAGAAGCAAAUGGAUAAACAGGACCCCCUUGCUCAUCCCUUACUGCAAUGGGUUAUAUCAAGUAAUAGAUCACAUAUUGUGAAACUGCCAGUUAACAGGCAAUUGAAGUUUAUGCAUACUCCACAUCAGUUCCUUCUUCUCAGCAGUCCACCAGCCAAAGAAUCCAAUUUUAGAGCUGCUAAAAAACUCUUUGGAAGCACCUUUGCAUUUCAUGGCUCACACAUUGAAAACUGGCACUCCAUCCUGAGGAAUGGUCUGGUUGUUGCUUCUAAUACACGAUUGCAGCUCCAUGGUGCAAUGUAUGGAAGUGGAAUCUAUCUUAGUCCAAUGUCAAGCAUAUCAUUUGGUUACUCAGGGAUGAACAAGAAACAGAAGGUGUCAGCCAAGGACGAGCCAGCUUCAAGCAGUAAAAGCAGCAAUACAUCACAGUCACAGAAAAAAGGACAGCAAUCCCAAUUCCUGCAAAGCCGUAACUUAAAAUGCAUAGCCUUAUGUGAAGUGAUCACCUCAUCUGACCUGCACAAACAUGGAGAGAUAUGGGUUGUCCCCAAUACUGACCAUGUCUGCACACGAUUCUUUUUCGUCUAUGAAGACGGCCAAGUGGGAGAUGCAAAUAUUAAUACACAAGAAGGAGGCAUUCACAAAGAGAUCCUCCGAGUAAUUGGUAAUCAAACUGCUACUGGUUAAAGGACCACCAUUUAAUUAACAUGAUUCGAAAGCCUUCCUCGGGUUCAAAGCUGGAUUUUGAACUGAAGAAGAUUAUAAAAUUAUUUAUUGUUAUUAUAAACAAAAUUAACCCUUUGAAUACUGAUUUUUUUUCUUAGUAUUUCUAAGUAUCUCAUUAAAUACCUAAAAUGGUAUAAGAUUUAUCAAUUGUAGGGUUAUGGAAUCUAGUAAUAAAAUUUCAACAGCACUUAAACUGAAGUUUGGGUUGCUCAUACAAUAAACAGAUUGAAAAAACUGUUUUGUGCUGAUAUUUUUAUACUAAACUCUUUAACUGGAUAUUUGGUAUUAUAUACCGACAUUUUAGGUUACCAAAAUAGAAUUGAGAACAUUUUAUAAUGGCAUCUAAAUCUAUCAGAUACUUUGCAAUAAGUAUACUGUUUGCACAUUCUGAUGUGCUAUAUCAUUAGUAGUAUGGGCAUUCUAAUGUUUUGGAAGGGGUGUUCCCUAUUCUAUUUUUCUUCAUAAAAAAAGAAGUAGGUCUUAGAAGCAGUGCUUUGCCAAAAAGUAUGUAAUAUACACAUCUAUACAUUCAUGCAUCAAAAUGUGUGGUUGUGAAUAUAUUUGUGUAUAUUCACACGUAUGUUUUGACAAGAAAGAUGGCUUAGCUUCACAAUUCUAUCCUCGUUUAAUGGAAAGAAGAUAAUAUUUAGUAAGCAAUAAAUUUGGACAUAAAUCAAGAUAUGAGCCAGAUUUACCACCAUUCAUUCACUGAAAAUAUUUGCAGACAAUUUUUCUGUUUGUCUGAAGAAAUUCAGCCCUUUUAAAAUGUUAUCUAAAAGUCAUAAUUUGGGGAACAUACAUGGCCUGGUAGACCGAAUCUAUAUUCAAAUGAUUAUGUAUUUAAAAGAAAGACCUCAGAAUUUAAAGAAACCAUAUAUAUUUUUUAUUUACUACAAAAAAAUUAUACAAUUUUAUUUAUGCCACACCAGCAUUUUUAUAUUUGUUCAUCUAAUAUCUCUGCUUAUUUUUUUCAUAUUGAGAAAGAACACAAACUUGAUGCUUCUUUUAUAUUAAAAGACCACAAAUAAGUUUAUAGAGAACAGUAACACCAGCUCUCAGCAUUUCCUUUUCAAGAGUCAUAAUUUCAUCAAAAUCAUUUCUUAUUCUUUGAGUCCUAGAGUUCUUAUUCAUCAAGUUUUAAUUGACAGUGUUUAUUUUCCCACAUGUUGUCUUUGGAAUAAGGCCAUUCAUGAAAGCAGUUUAAUUAGUGAGUCUGCCACUCUAUUCAAACCCUGAAUCAAGGCUCUAUCUGAUUUUAAUUUAUGUAAAAAAAAAUAAAAAUGUAUAGUCAUUUGCAAGUAUAAUGUGAUAACUGCUGUGUUUAUUUCCUUUGUCUGGCAUAAAAGGUGAGAAAAAGGUCAUACAUGUUGUUAAGGGUAGCAGUUUAGGAAGUGUUUUCUAAUAAUUUGUUUUGUUAUAUUGCAAAUAAUUGAUAUGCCACUUAUUUCUGCAAGAAAAAUAGGCUUGAAGUGGUUGGGAUAUUAAUCAUUUUGAUAGUAUCUACUUAAAGCAUUGAUCUGUUUUGACUUGUGGCUCUGAACCCUGGGCUAGGCUGAGGGAUAAUAGUAGUGGAGUAGGGCAAAGAUAUAAUAUCCUAUCCAGUGUUUUGUGACCACUUAUUUGAAGAUUAGUGUGGGACAUGAGGACCUUGCUACUUUUUUGCCAAGAUGCUGCAAGUCUCCCAAAUCACUUCAACUGUGUUUUUAAAACAUGUUUAAGCAACAGAAUUAUUUUUUUGAAAUUAGUCUAUACGUUAGACAGUCUAUACAUGACAAACAUGAAGAUCUAAUAUCAAGAUUUGGGAGACGGGAUCUUGGAACUCCACCUGUUUGACCACUAGGACCACUGAGGCACCUCCAAUAAGCUCUGUAGAGUGCCUCCAGCAUAAUUCAAAAUCCACUGACCUAAUCCAUUAUGGCUUUACUUAACAUUGGAGUGAUCCGUAAAGAAUAUAGUAUUGGAGUCUGAACUGGAACGGUAACUCGUAAGACUCAAGAAAGACCGUUUAAGGAAAAUUGGCAUAAUACAAACUGUUCCUGUUGACUUAAGAAUAACAGUAGGUUCACCUAUCUGAGGAAAUUAAGUAGUUGAUAGUUUAAUGCUAGGCAUCUUUUAUGAUAAUAAAGUAAGAUGUCUUCUUAUGACAGUUAAUUGAGUUGUAUCAUGAUACAGAAUGACAGAUUUUGUUUCAAACAAUUGCGUCAGAACCUUUGUAAGCAAAUAUUCUAAGGAGAAUCAAUCUUAUUUUUUAAUUGAACUUUUUGAAAUUAGGGAUACUAUAAUAACUGAUAAAGAUGAAUUUCUGUGUUUCUAAAGAAUCUAAUUUCAAUUACUACCAUUAACAUAUAAAUGUGCUUCCAAAAUCCAAGCAGGUCCAUACAAUUUAGAGAUUUGAACACUGUUAUCAUGCUUUAAUUCAGUCAUUCAUUAAAAUAUUAUCUAUUCACUUAUUUGAUGAUUCCAAACAUUUGAUAUUGUAUUGUGUUUUUAUAAUUAUUUGAAAUCUGUUCACCAAUGCUUUGUAAUGGUUUUAUUAAUUGUGUAGCCAUUGCUACUUAGAUAGUAACCCACUGAGCAAAGGCAGUCAUUUAUUUUCAUCCUUGAAGUAGGGGAAGAAAAUUAUUAAUUUAUUAGUUCUACUUUUUCCUGCAUUGCUUAUUUUGUAAACAUUUUACUAUGAAUAAUCUGUUCUCUUUCACUGUAUUAAAAGGAGAAGAAAAUGAACAUUUGAGAAUGGAAAAAAGUAAUAAUAUACAAAUAAUCUAGUGCUAUAAAAUGCAUUAUAGUAAGACACUUUUGGUGUCUUCGAGUGCACUAUGUUGGAAUAAAUUUUAUACUUGUUGCUUAGUAAAUCUCAGUCAUACGUUUGGUUUGAAGCUGUUUUUUUUUUUAAUUUGAAGUUUAAUUUUAAAAGUGCCACAUUGUAAAAGUUACCGUUAAAUACUAUGUAGUAUAAAAAACCAACCCAAGCUAUUGUUAAUGCUCUGAAUGUUUUUCUUUGAAAAUUUAAGUUUAGAGAAGAAAUUCCUUCAUUUUUCUCCCCUUUGCUAAAAGAAAGAAAAUCUAUAAUAUGUAAGUCUAUGAAUCUUUAAAUAACUGAAGGAAUUUUAGCAGUACUUUGUAUAAUAAAAAUAUUUUUUAAACUAUAACUUGCCUUAGAGCAUGGGGUUUCAGAAAGUUUUGACGAAAAACUCAUCUUCAUUAAAGAGUCUGGAUAACUUCAUCAGAUGGUAAUUUAAUAUGUCAUGAAGGGGACACUCAACAUUGGGUCAUCUACCGUCUAAAUAAAUACGGAUUUCAUGGUGGCAUUUGAAGCACAUUUUGCAAACAUUAUGAUGUUCUAUUGUCUUGCUGAAUUCUUUAUUAUAACACUACCUCAAGACAAAUGAUAGACUGUUGGUAAGGUAAAUUGGGUUUUCAAUGUCAGGAACAAAUAAAAUUUUGCAAAUAGAAGUCAUCAAAUAAUUCAACAGGAAGACCAUACUGGACACAGAUGUUGUCAGUUACUUCUGGACAAUGUGGUAACAUGGAUAUUUCAGUCACUGGUAACAAUGUCAGGGUUAACACCCAAUGAAUUAUUUGAAACAAUUUGGGUUGCAAAAUUUGAAAUUAAUUAGUCUAUUUUGAGAUUGAUUUUCUACGUGGGCCAAUUUUAUGUCCAUUACCUAAAGCCACAAUCUCCCGCUCUAAGGAGUUAAAGGAUGAAAACACCCAACUGCUACACUGGAAUGGCAGACUGGAUAUUCAAGCAUUUUGGCAUUUAAUGCCUGCUAAAUUUUUGUCCGAUUAUAUAUAGAUUUGAUGUAUAUUAUUACCCAGUAAAUUCUUCUUGGGAAUUUUGUAUACAUUAUGGAAUAUUAGGAUAAGUUUUUGUAGGUCAGAAGAAUUUCAAGUAGUUUUUAGACAAAACAUAUCCAUGAGUGUGAAAAAAGCUGUGUUGACGAAUAGAUUACAUUUCACAUUUACCAGCAAGUCAGUAAAAAAUAGUGCUUAUUUACAUAGUCAAUAUAAUUUAAUGUUCUAAAAAUAAUAUCUUCGAUCUGCCCAAUAUUUAAUGUAUCAUUUGAGAUUUUUAAAAAUGCAUCCGCUCCAUUAUGUAAACAUUAAGAUAUGCCUAUGUUUCUUUAACUAUACAGCCUCUUUACAAUAAAUUUCUUGAUUUUUGUGCACAGGAUAGUAUUGCAACCUGCUAUUUAGCCUUUGGUGCCUUAGAAUUAUUAUAAAUAUUUAACAAUAUGUACAUAAUGUAAAUACUGCCAAGAGAUCAGUAAGGCCAAAUAUUUUCUCUAUUCACUUUUUAUUGCUCUUGCUUUCUAUUGCUACUAAAGCCUCUUUUAUCCAGCUUUGUAAUAGUUCCAACAUUGUAGCGAAUGUAAAUGUUUACUUUCAAUAAAUCUGAACUUGUUCAACAA
Homo sapiens (human) is the source of this 8013-nucleotide messenger RNA. RefSeq names its product poly(ADP-ribose) polymerase family member 8 (gene PARP8). The transcript is spliced from 28 exons. The coding region runs from base 1178 to 3562 and encodes 794 amino acids. NCBI's taxonomy places the organism in Eukaryota, Metazoa, Chordata, Mammalia, Primates, Hominidae. The record is from RefSeq and is a predicted model, not a curated record. Gene Ontology annotation, molecular function: NAD+-protein-cysteine ADP-ribosyltransferase activity; NAD+ poly-ADP-ribosyltransferase activity.